Messenger RNA from Microtus ochrogaster (prairie vole), 4502 nucleotides. It is a transcript of the gene Wdr20, whose product is annotated as WD repeat domain 20. Lineage: Eukaryota; Metazoa; Chordata; Mammalia; Rodentia; Cricetidae. Gene Ontology annotation, molecular function: protein binding. The record is from RefSeq and is a predicted model, not a curated record.
GUGGGCGUGAUCCGGGCACUUAGGGCAGGAUGAACGCUGCUUUCCAAGAUGGCGACGGAGGGAGGAGGGAAGAAGAUGAACGAGAUUAAGACCCAAUUCACCACCCGGGAAGGUCUGUACAAGCUGCUGCCGCACUCGGAGUACAGCCGGCCCAACCGGGUGCCCUUCAACUCGCAGGGAUCCAACCCUGUCCGCGUCUCCUUCGUAAACCUCAACGACCAGUCUGGCAACGGCAACCGCCUCUGCUUCAAUGUGGGCCGGGAGCUCUACUUCUAUAUCUACAAGGGGGUCCGCAAGGCUGCUGACUUGAGUAAACCAAUAGAUAAAAGGAUAUACAAAGGAACACAGCCUACCUGUCAUGACUUCAACCACCUAACAGCCACAGCAGAAAGUGUCUCUCUCCUAGUGGGCUUUUCCGCAGGCCAAGUCCAGCUCAUAGACCCCAUCAAAAAAGAAACUAGCAAGCUGUUUAAUGAGGAAAGACUAAUAGACAAGUCACGCAUAACCUGUGUCAAAUGGGUUCCUGGUUCGGAAAGCCUUUUCCUAGUAGCCCAUUCAAGUGGGAACAUGUACUUAUAUAAUGUGGAGCACACUUGUGGCACCACAGCCCCCCACUACCAGCUUCUGAAGCAGGGAGAGAGCUUUGCCGUGCACACUUGCAAGAGCAAAUCCACGAGGAACCCUCUCCUUAAGUGGACGGUGGGCGAGGGGGCCCUCAACGAGUUUGCUUUCUCCCCAGAUGGCAAGUUCUUAGCAUGUGUGAGCCAGGACGGGUUUCUGCGUGUGUUCAACUUUGACUCAGUGGAGCUGCACGGUACAAUGAAAAGCUACUUUGGGGGCUUGCUUUGUGUGUGCUGGAGCCCAGAUGGCAAGUACAUUGUGACAGGUGGAGAGGACGACUUGGUGACAGUCUGGUCCUUUCUAGACUGCCGAGUAAUAGCUAGAGGCCAUGGGCACAAAUCCUGGGUCAGUGUUGUAGCAUUUGAUCCCUAUACUACUAGCGUAGAAGAAAGUGACCCUAUGGAGUUUAGUGGCAGUGAUGAGGACUUCCAGGACCUUCUUCAUUUUGGCAGAGAUCGAGCGAACAGUACACAGUCUAGGCUGUCCAAACGGAACUCUACAGACAGCCGCCCUGUAAGUGUUACCUAUCGGUUUGGUUCAGUGGGUCAGGAUACACAACUGUGUUUAUGGGACCUUACAGAAGACAUCCUUUUCCCUCACCAACCCCUCUCAAGAGCAAGGACACAUACAAAUGUCAUGAAUGCCACCAGUCCACCUGCUGGAAGCAAUGGGAACAGUGUCACUACACCUGGAAACUCUGUGCCCCCUCCAUUGCCACGGUCCAAUAGCCUUCCACAUUCAGCAGUCUCCAAUGCUGGUAGCAAAAGCAGCGUCAUGGACGGGGCCAUUGCCUCUGGGGUCAGCAAGUUUGCAACUCUGUCGCUGCACGACCGGAAGGAGAGACACCAUGAAAAAGACCAUAAACGAAAUCAUAGUAUGGGACACAUUUCCAGCAAGAGCAGUGACAAACUGAAUCUAGUUACUAAAGCCAAAACGGACCCAGCUAAAACUCUGGGAACAUCCCUGUGUCCUCGGAUGGAAGAUGUUCCUUUGUUAGAGCCACUGAUCUGUAAAAAGAUAGCUCAUGAAAGACUGACUGUAUUGGUUUUUCUUGAAGACUGUAUAGUCACUGCUUGUCAGGAGGGAUUUAUUUGCACAUGGGCAAGGCCUGGUAAAGUGGGCUUGUUGUCAUCCCCAAACCAGGCCAGUUCUCCAGGUGGGACUGUAGUGUAGCAGCUGCACUGCUGCUCCCAGGCUCCCCGGACACGUGUGGACUGAGGGAGUGACAGACGACAACGGAGCCAUGAGCUGCGCUGGAGCCACAUGCAGGCGGCAGGCAGCGGCAGCCUGUAGGGCUGUGUGGAGCUGCUAACCCAAAGAGUUGCUUCCAUUUUUAAAUCAGUCUGUUGGGGCUGCAGUAAAAAAUGAGAAAUGGAGUUUUCUUGCUUUUUACUCUAAAAUUCAAUGUAAUUAAAUCCCAUAUAUAAUAUAUAUACAUAUAUACAUAGUGUAAAGUAAAAUGUUUCUUGGACAAGAAACCUUAAAUUCAACUGUUAUGAAUAGCACUUGGCUCUGGUUUUGCACUGAUCUAUUUUAUACUUUAGGUAGUCACUAGACAGCCUGGGAUGCACUCAUGAAGACAGUUGUCACCUUCUGACUUAAAUACAUAAUUCAGAAAGACAGAUGCUGCAAUCAUAGAUUUAAAAAAAACUGUUUGCACUUAAAAUAGUUUAAUGCUAAUAGAAAAUGACUUUGAAUAUGGGGGUAGUGGACUCCCGGCUUCCACCACAUGGAGUGAAGAUGCCCUUUUUAUCUGUUAACGUUUAUUUUAUUACUGUUGUUUCCAAUGCAAUCAAGCCUGUAUUAUAUAUGUAAAUAAUGUAAUUCUGAAAUGGGGGAGUUACUUCACUAGUAAUUUUCAUCAUUUAAGAGUGAUAUUUCUAAUUCACAAAAACAUUAAUAUUAAAAUUAUCUUGAAUAUACUAUUUGUUUAUCCUUUUUUAACUGACGCUGUGUGAUUUUUUUUGUUCUGGCCUCACCCAUUGGUUGGUAUGGAAUUGCUCCAUCCUUUGUCUGUCACAUCCCUUGAUCCCUCACUGCCAGUUCAGUGUAAGGCUGACUGAGAAACAUGUCUCACUUGAGAAUUCUUGGCUCUGGGCCAGUGCUCACAGUCCAGCACACCGCGGGAGCUGCUCAGGCCUGCAGACUCUAGUGUAAGCACGUAGCCUUUUCCUUAUGGUUUGGGGUGCACCUGCUGCCCGUGAAAGCUGAGAGCGCACACUGUAAGUUUCCACAGCUCCACCAGCCGCACCAUGACUCAGGUAGCUCAGACAUCAUCACACGGGGCUUCCGGAGGGCUGACAUCAGCAGGCAUGCAUCUCUGUGCUCAGGUCCAAUUCCCUGCCCACUGUAGCUGCUGCAGGUGAUACCUAGAGACAAUGCCUGUAUUUCCAAGCAGGAGAACCUUUCUCACCUUUUAAAGAAUCAUACAGACCUGGGCCCUUGAAGGUUUUAUGUGCCGAGACUAAGUCAUAAGGUGUCUGAGAUAUUUCUCCAUUGAUCCCAUUAACUAGGGGCAUGUGGAAGGAGUGUGGGGCUUUUGCUAGGAUGUCUGAAUUUGUAGCAGCUGCGGCUGCAGCAGGAUGAUGCUACUGCACAGUUCACACACCAAUGCAAGCCCAAGUCUGUCUUUAUUCACAUUAGGUUCCUGGCUUCCAGGCCAGGGAAGCCACUCACUUCUGCUGUUGCCUUAGCCUUGGGAAGGUGCCCAGAACCUAGCAGUCUCCUGAAGCAGCUCCAUUCUAGAUCCUCCCUGUCUGCAGGGAGUGACGGGAGGCAGUCACGUUAACAGCAGGGCAGCAAGUACUCAUGUGGAAGCUGAAGCACCGCCUGAAGAGACCUCCAAUUGCACUCCACAGCUCUCACUGAGCACCGCUCAGGGUCCUGGGUCCUUCCGGGCCUCGACCCAGUCUGUCACCUAGUGUUUCCAUUUGCCCAGCUGUACUGACAGCUGUCAGAGGACUGUGCCUGUGACAAACCUUCCUGGUUCUCGUCCUGAUAUUAGUCCCUAGCCACAUGGUCUAAUGUGCCUUCCAGAUGGUCUUAGAACUGCCCCAGCACCAUGGAUAAACAGUGUUCAGCAGGUCCUGGAGCCAUAGGAAGUGACAGCUCACUUACCUGUUACUGUAGGACUGGAUGGAUGUCACUCCACGUGUGGGGACUGGGGCAGAGGGGAGGCUGCAUCAUAGUGUCUUCAACCAUAGCAGGCAGAAGGUGAGACUGCACUGCCUUUCCAGCACAGACUGCUGCGGUGACAAUUCAAACACUUGGCAAGCAAUUGCCGUUCAAAUUCUGCAUGGGAGAGUCCACGGUGCCGCACUGAGCUAGGCCCACAGGAGGCAGAGAAAGCCAAGAGGUUUUCCCUCAGGUCCUUGCUGCAGCCUUUCCAGAUACUGGUUCUCUGCCCCAACCCAAGCUCAGCCCAGCCUUGCAGGCCCUACUUUGGGCAUGCUGUCAUGCCCACUCAGAUGGCUUCCGUCUCUGGUCCCCUUGUGUGUUGAACUGGCUGCAAGCCUGAAUACUGCCUACUGGACUAAGGCUCCUAAACCAACAGCAAAGGCGGAGGACAGCCCUUUUCCAGGGCCACACCACGCUUUCAGAAGAGUGCAGGAGACACCCACCAGCCCUGGCUCUGUCCAUUUUAAGCCUCAUACCCAGAGUAUUCCAUGCCCUCACUGCCCUCCACUAUCCCAUCUUUCUCCUACAGCCUCACUGCCCUUUGACUCCUGGCACUGCCCCUACCCACCCAUCUGUCUAGUGGCCUGAAACUUGGGCGAGCAGAGUCCUGAGUGAUGGGUCAGAUAUUGAGACUCAACACUUCCCUGGGAAGUUUCCCUUUUUAAAUGGUACGUAUAUUCAUGGUUUUUUUUUUUUUCUUUUCG